Messenger RNA from Notothenia coriiceps (black rockcod), 1624 nucleotides. It is a transcript of the gene got1l1, whose product is annotated as glutamic-oxaloacetic transaminase 1 like 1. Gene Ontology annotation, cellular component: cytosol. Gene Ontology annotation, biological process: L-aspartate biosynthetic process. The record is from RefSeq and is a predicted model, not a curated record. Gene Ontology annotation, molecular function: L-aspartate:2-oxoglutarate transaminase activity; pyridoxal phosphate binding. The transcript has 7 exons. The coding region runs from base 1 to 948 and encodes 315 amino acids. NCBI's taxonomy places the organism in Eukaryota, Metazoa, Chordata, Actinopteri, Perciformes, Nototheniidae.
AUGGAUGUGUUAGGUGUUCAGACUCCUGGUUUCACCGCUGCUGUGCGACUUGGGGCUGAACUCUUGAGAAAUUGGUAUGAUCACUGUGCCGCUUGGUGUGGGCCAGUAUACCUCUCUUCCCCCUGUGACGACUCUUUGGCUGGUAUCUUCCAGGCAGCGGGGAUCCAAGAUAUCCGUGAGUAUUAUUACUGGGAUGACCAGCAGCGGGGCGUUUGCUUGGAUAAGCUGCUGGAGGAUCUGGAGAAGGCUCCGGAGCGAAGCGUUGUUGUUCUGUCAGCGUCUGCACACUAUCCCACCGGAGCAGACCUCUCUCACAAUCAAUGGGCUGUGAUUACAGAACUCAUCAUGAGGCGCAGGCUUUUUCCGUUCCUCUUGCUGCCUCCUCAGGCGCUCUGCUAUGGAAAUGUGGAGCGGGAGGCCUGGCCUGUUCAGUACUGCGCCUCGCAGGGGAUGGAGCUGCUCUGUGCUCAGUCCUUCUCCCACUGCUUCGGACUAUAUGGCGAGGCUGUCGGUCACCUGCUGUGCGUGUUGAAGCAGAACUCCCUCCUGUUAUCUGUGCAGUCUCAAGCUGCCACAAUAGUCAAGUCACUGUGGGCACAGCCGUCCGCAGGAGGAGCAACUAUUGUGGCCACAGUGCUCAGUAACCCAGCACAUGUUGUUGAAUGGAAGGAAGAAGUGAAGCACAUUGUGGAGCGAUGUAUGCUGAUCAGAGAGCUGUUGAGAGAAAGGCUGAGGCUUCUGGGAGCUCCAGGCUGUUGGGACCGUCUGACUCAACAGAGCGGACUCUACUGUAACACCGGAUUGAAUGAGGAGCAGGUAGAGUUUCUGUCCCAGAGGAGACAUGUGUACCUGCUCCCCAGCGGCUGUCUCAAUGUGAGCGCAAUCAACGGGCGUAACUUGGAUUAUAUAGCCGAGUCCAUCCAUCGGGCCCUGACCACUUCUCUCUGACCAUGUGGCUUUUGAAUCAAGCUCUACAAUCAGAGUCAAAGGGGCUUUCCCGUCCCGACUGCAGCUCUCAUCUAGAUCGAUCUAAUCCAUGGGUCAUUUUGAAAAGCUCUCUUUCAAGGUUACUAUGAUCACAGUUUCAGCUCUGGCUAUUGCAGAGUGUCCCUGACUUCUUAUGAGAAAGGUGCAAUCUUUAGUAAUUGUAACAGACAGUGUAACCCCUUCUGGUGAGAAGACCCGAGUAUAAGAUGUGUUCAUGUGCCCUGUAAUGUAUGUAUUGAUUAGGUCAGUCAUAUAGAUAAAAGAAAAUGACAGCAGUGAUGUAAACUUCAUUUUUUAGAUGUUGUUACUUUAGCUGGAGAGUCUGUAUAAGGUGCAGUGUCUAAAGCCAGCAGUUUAUUAACUAAAAUUACGUUGUUAGCUUGGUUUAGAACUAUUAUCUUGGAUCUAAUUUGUUUAAUUCUUACAAAAAAAUAAAUAUAGAAAUAUCUUUUUGUGAAGUUACAAGGGGAAAAAACACAAAUUGACGUUUUUACAUCUUUGUUUUUAUGCCAAUUAAAGAAAAAAGACAAACAUUAGAGAGAUCUUUUCAAGCAAAUAAGUGCAUGUACUGUAAUGUCAAACUCUCCAUUUAACUAUAUAAUUGACGUGUUCUGUAUAUGUUAAUGUCAUGAAUGGA